Messenger RNA from Saccharomyces paradoxus, 843 nucleotides. It is a transcript of the gene CRD1, whose product is annotated as cardiolipin synthase. Lineage: Eukaryota; Fungi; Ascomycota; Saccharomycetes; Saccharomycetales; Saccharomycetaceae. The record is from RefSeq and is a predicted model, not a curated record. Gene Ontology annotation, cellular component: membrane; mitochondrion. Gene Ontology annotation, molecular function: cardiolipin synthase activity. The transcript has a single exon. Bases 1 to 843 code for a protein of 280 amino acids. Gene Ontology annotation, biological process: cardiolipin biosynthetic process.
AUGUUGCCCAUUCAUUCAUGCUACGCAUUAUUUCGGAGAACAAUACCGAAAAGGCCAUCUUAUUAUGUAUUAUCAGGUUUAACUGCACGCUUAAAGGUAAAACCCCAAUUAAAGUGUAAUUUUUUCAGAGUACUCACUAGAAGGGAAUUGGCCACUGUUCCGAGUGGACCUCCUAAUAUUAAGAACAAGUUGCUCAACAUUCCCAACAUUUUGACUUUAUCACGAAUAGGAUGUACACCCUUUAUUGGACUCUUCAUUAUAACGAAUAAUCUGACCCCAGCAUUAAGUCUGUUUGCAUUUUCUAGCAUCACUGAUUUUAUGGAUGGGUAUAUCGCACGGAAAUACGGCCUCAAAACCGUCGCAGGAACCAUUCUAGAUCCACUUGCAGAUAAACUACUAAUGAUCACUACAACUUUGGCAUUAUCCGUACCAUCUGGCCCUCAAAUUAUACCGGUAUCUAUUGCGGGGAUUAUUUUGGGCAGAGAUGUGUUACUAGCAAUAGGUGCUUUAUUUAUACGAUAUAGCACUUUAAAGUUGAAAUAUCCCGGUCGUGUGUCAUGGAGUUCCUACUGGGAUAUUGUUCGCUAUCCUAGUGCUGAAGUCAAACCUUCCCAACUAUCCAAAUGGAACACGUUUUUCCAAAUGAUAUAUCUUGGAUCUGGAGUAUUGCUACUUUUAUAUGGGAAAGAAGAGGGCAAUGGCGAAGUGGAUGAGAAUUUUGAAGAUAGAAAAAAGUUCUUUCAGAAUAUCUUUAGCUAUUUAGGAUAUGUAACCGCCACAACUACAAUAAUCAGCGGGGCAUCUUACGCAUUAAAGAGGAAUGCUUUCAAACUUUUGAAAUAG